ACUGCCGGUUGAAUCAAAGUUCCCGCUAUUUAUUAUCUGUGUAAUCUAACACUGCUUGAUAGUGAUUGGCUAUCACAAGGAUCAAAGGUUUGGGCUGACCGAGGUUCCCGUUCAGGUCCGCAGGCAGUAUCUUGAAGCUGAUUGGUUGACCAGGCAAGGUUGAAGCUGAUUGGUCUGUUUUCGAUCCUAUUGCUGAAGUUGCUCCUAGGUAGUUCAUAUAUAUAGAGUGGCUUGGUUCAGUUAUGCUUUGUCCUGCCAAAUCACUGGGUAGUAAUAGUUCUAUACCCUAAUUUACAGCUAAGUAGGUUACUCUCUGGGCUGCUAUCUGCUGAUUUUGACAAGACUCAGCUUUCUAAUUGAAGGUAAACAUUGUUAUGACCAUAGGAUAGAGAUUGGUGACAAAGGAUCCGGAUAUGGCUGCUUCUAAUGCAUCACUUCAUGCUGCAAAACGAGUGUGCCCUGAUCCCAUUGGUGAAUUCCAUGCUAUGAUUUGUGACUGUGGAGAUGUGUCUGUCCAGCAUUGCCACUGCCCUUGUGAUUCUUGCAACUAUUGAAGGUAAACAUUGUUAUGACCAUAGGAUAGAGAUUGGUGACAAAGGAUCCGGAUAUGGCUGCUUCUAAUGCAUCACUUCAUGCUGCAAAACGAGUGUGCCCUGAUCCCAUUGGUGAAUUCCAUGCUAUGAUUUGUGACUGUGGAGAUGUGUUUGUCCAGCAUUGCCACUGCCCUUGUGAUUCUUGUAACUAUAAGCCAGUGUCCAGAAAGACAGCAUAUCGUCAUGCUUUAGAGUGUAAGAAUGGACAGCGACUGUUUGCAGUUUUGAGUAGGCCCCAGAGCCCUCAACAGCAAAUUGAUGAACAAGAACAGUUCUCUCAAGAAAACGAAGAAGGAGAUGGAAAUGGGCAAAAUGUUUCCUAUUGUAAAGCACUGAUAGACCUACUGCAACUGAAGGGGUUGCACAAUAUGUCUAUAAAGUGUAUUGAAGUUAUUGUGCCAAUACAUCUUAAAGUUCAUGACAUGGUUAUGAUCAUGGGAGACAAUGACCAGCAAUGGUUUGGCCAAGUUGGGGAUUGUAACUGUGUGGAUCAGGAAAGGUCAAUUAGAGUAGCUUUCUACAUUCAAAGUCGAAGACGGCAGGAGUGUUAUGAAAGAGAGAGUAGGCAUGUGGACAAAGUUUCCAGAAGAAGUAUCAUUGGCCUUGCCAAAGGUACAUGGACAAACAAUGGCAAAGAAUGGAUUCCAGACAGUGCAUGGCAGUAGCUUUAUUCUUACAACAAUUGCUGCAUAUGCUUAUUGCUAGUCUAUCUAGUGUGUGUGUCUGUGUCUGUGUCUGUGUCUGUGUCUGUGUCUGUGUCUGUGUCUGUGUCUGUGUCUGUGUCUGUGUCUGUGUCUGUGUCUGUGUCUGUGUCUGUGUCUGUGUGUGUCUGUGUGUGUCUGUGUGGUGUGCACAUAGUAUGAUAGGUGCACAUCUACUAGUAGUGCUAUUGGCUAAACUUUCUAAACUUGGAAAUGAAAUAAAACAAUUUAAAUGUGGCAAAAUUUAACGUUUCUGUCAGUCAGAAUCCCACCCCAACACUUCUCCUGGUGUAUCUGGCAGUGUUUCAACCUUUCUUAUCUUCAAAGCCCUCGGACUUCCAUCCACAGGCGGACAGAAAGGUGUGCUUAGAUCCCAGAAGCCCGGAGGUGUUUUGGGAGGUGGACGGCAUGGAGCUUUGUGACGAAGGCACUUCAUCACCGCUACUCGUUGCUCUUCUGUUUGGAAGGAACGCACAAACUCUUCGCAACAAGGACACGUAUGCUGUAUCCACUUCCUUGAUUCAGAGGGAUUGUAGGUACCUCGCUUAGGCUUGGCUACACGGUAGGGCUUGCUGUAUCUACAGACAAUUUGUAUUAUUUGGUAUGCAGCCUAACUAUGAUAUAGAUAGGCUAGUGACUGUAUACACGCGCUGUAUGUCUAUUGCCGCGGAAUCCCGCCAUGCGUACAUGACUGUGCACUAGUAGUAAGCCUACCGUCUGUACACGUAUUUUAUUUCUGCAGCUAACCUGGUGUCUUCAGUGCCAAUGUAGAGUGGUCGAAGCGUGCCGCCUUUGAUGGUCUUAUUAGUACAGUAGAGCCUCGCUAAUCCGAAUAGCUCUGUACCAGACUCCGUUCUUACCUGUUCGGAUUACUGAAUUUGUUCGGAUUAUCAAAAUACGAAGCCUUGGAGACCCAGACAUAGCCUUGACAAUCCAGACCGUUUGCGCAUACAUAUGUCAACAAUUACAUGCCUACGCAGGGACAAGAAUUCUUGCAACGCAACUAACUAAGUAGGUAA
Messenger RNA from Corticium candelabrum, 2313 nucleotides. RefSeq lists its product as uncharacterized. Lineage: Eukaryota; Metazoa; Porifera; Homoscleromorpha; Homosclerophorida; Plakinidae. Bases 608 to 1258 code for a protein of 216 amino acids. The record is from RefSeq and is a predicted model, not a curated record. The transcript is spliced from 3 exons.